UAUGCUUGUUGUCCUUCUCCAGCAAAGUUGGGAAAUCCCAGCUCUGAGCUUAAGUUGACUUAAAGGCAGACCAUUCAAUGUCUUACUACCCAGAAAUAGGGUAGUUCCUGUAGAACACAUCAUUUUCCCUGUCUCCUGUCUCUAUCUAGUGCUGUGUCAUUUAAUAGCAUGAUUAAGAGCAGCACCUGUUUAACUCCUGUGCAUGUGUUGUUUCCUUCCUACAUUACAUGGAGUUGGGUGGUUCUUUCUGUUCUGCGUCAGAUCAAUGUGGUCUGCUGUUGUUGGGUUGCAUAGUCAUGCCUCUGAAGAAUGAUAGUUCCCAGUUAAGUUUAUGUUUUAUGAAAAAUCAUACGCAAGGAAACAGUAAUGCUGUGUAAACAAUAGGUUGGAUAUGUAUUGGGAGGCCUUUUUGCUUGGGUGCUUCUUCAAGACGCUAAAGGGAGAUCAUCUGCAACACUUCCUUUGGGGCCUAGACUCUGGUGUAUGUCUGUUUGAUAUUCAUCUAUGAUGGGGUAGAAAAGUAAGACUUACUCCUUUUCCUUAUACCUUGAGUGUGUAUGGUGGAAUUGAACCUAUUCUCUAUGUAGCCAAACAUGAGUAGGAGUAGGAUUAGGAGUAGCAGAAGAAGAGACUUUGGAACAGGGCUCUGAUGGCUUCUCCUUCAGACUAAUUUGUUAGGAGGAAAUGGCACUUUCUCUGGAAGCAAUGGCAGCAGCCUUCCAGAGAAGAUGCUCUUCUAUACAAAAGAGACUUCUGGAAAAUAGCCUGAGCAUGGAUGCCUUUCAGGAGGAGGCCUACACACAGGACCAGCCACCAGGUGUGCACCCCCAAAUUAGUUUACCUGGAGGCCGCAGCAGGUGGAGGCAAGGAUGGGCAGCAGCAUUGGGGUGGUGAGGACAGAUGGUGCUCAAAGAAGAAGCUCCAGAUGUCUGUGCUCCCUUGCCCUGAUGCUGAGAAAUGCCAUUUUCAUUUCCCCUGAGUGCUUCUGGGCCCCAAUAUAGCACCACUAUGUUGAGGUAAGGCACAGAGGCCCUUAGACCAUUAGAGAAGGUGGCAGCUGUUGCCACCUGGUUUGGUGCUUCUGUUCCCAAUGAAGAGGCCUAUGCUUUUUAUUUUAAGAAAUUGGGGGGUUGGGGGUAUUACGCUGGGGCCUAUGCUUGCCAGGGGACCUAGACUUUGAGCUUUCAUUUAAAAAAUGUAAGAGCCUAGCCCUUCUAGAAAUGAAGUUAUCAAGCAAAAUAUGUGAGUACCCUUCUAACUGAGCCAGCCCAGCUAUCCCCACCUUUCAGUGUUUUGAGUGAUGUCAGAGCUGUGACUGAUGAGUAAGGUUUUUUUUGGACACCAGGCUAUAGAAUAACUGGUGUCUUAAAGAGCUGCCAUUUCCCCCUUCCAUCCAGUGCAUUUUUCUGCCCUGCUUGUUUUAUUUUCUAGUCCUUGGAAUUUCUGUAAUUUAGCCAAUCUUUCUACAAAACAGGGUGCAUCUUUCCUGUGGUGAGUUAGUCUAAGAUCAGGUACUCACUAUAAGUUAUUUUCUGUAAAUAUUAUUACACAAUAAGUGUGGGUGGAUGUUAAAGAAUACCCCACUAUAUAGCAAGUGCAAAAUGUGAAACGUUUGCAAAGAGGCUUGGGCAUUCUGUCAUACCAACAUUUCUCCAAUGAAAAUAGGGACGUCUCAUUCCAUAAUGAUAAUUUUACUAUUUAUAUCCACACAUCUUACUGAGUUGCCCCAGCCACUCUGGGCAGCUUACAACAUAUAUAAAAACACAAAAAACCCCACGCUUCCCUAGACAGGAUUGCCUUCAGACAGCUCACAGGCCGCAGAAUAUUGAGGGGAUCCAGCCCCCUGCUUAAUUGGGGGGGCUCAGCUCCCCCCCCCCCCAUGGUUUCCCUGAUCGGUGGGAGCUAGUAGAGAUGGUACAAUACUAAGAUAAUGUGUUCCCUGUUGAAUGUCCAGGAAAACAUAGGCAGCCCCAUCUUAGGGUUCAUAUCAAUAGACAAUAAGUGAAAAGAUAGUGCAAUAUGUUAUUGUAUGAAAGUGAAUAUGAACUAGAGAUUUUGCCUGCAAUCCAGAAAAGCUACUGUGUACAGAGGAGGAGGAGGAGGAGGACAAGUAAUAACAACAACAAUAGCCAGGUUCUUUCUCACAGUGCCUACAAAGCACGCCUACAUAGCAACACCUACAAAGCAACACCUACAUAGGUAAGCUUUUUCUUGACUCUCCCACCAGCUGCACAAGGCUAUUGUGCUUUAGGGUUUCUGAGUCUCAAGGUUUGACCUAAAGUUUCAGGCUUUAGCUUUCUUCUUGGAAUCACAAGUGGCAGGCUACUUCCAUCCUGACUUAAAUGCUGUUGUCUUGGUCUUGCUCUCCAUCCCCAUUCUGUCCAAUAGUCUUCCCCCUAAAAUACCAGGCAUAGGCAAACUGCCUAGAAGGCAUCAGAUUCCCUUCAUUCCCAGGCUCCUCUCAUAUUCUGAUCACUGCUAACAUUAGGUAGCACUCGUGUGACACUCAUUUUAUCUUGUUAUUGUGUAACAGCAGAAGGCUGGCAGUGAAUCUGUUAAUUGCUGGGAUUGUAUGUACAUGCUAGUUUCCUUUGAAAUAUUCAUGAACGUUUUCACUAUGAAGAGAGCACGUUGUGUGCCAUGUUUGUAAGAUUUCCUCACAGAGACCCAGUUCUCACCAAGAUGGUUAAUCUGUUUCUAGGCUGUACCACUUCAGAUUGCAAAUGAAACCAGAGUCCCCACCUGCAGUCUGAAGUGGUACAGCCCAGACUCAGGCGUACAACCUCAGUGAGAACUGAGCCAGAAGCACAAUUCCUAUACAGUACUGUAAUUCCUUGGGAAUGAUUGCUGCACCAGUUUGAAUCUGCAGUGUAGACACAUGCUCAGGGUGCAUUCUGCUACACAAUUAGAUGCUAUAGGCAGGAAGUUGUUUUAGGGUACAGUGAUAAACUGUGGCUUUUUGUGGAGAGGGUGCUGGAAGAAGGACCAGGAAGCCCAGAGGUUGCAAGGGUGAAGGAAAGGUUGAAAGAAAGAGUCUGGCUCCAGGGCAGAUUCAAAGCACCCCUGGUAAUUUGUGAAUAGCUUUCAGGGCCAUCAUUUCAGUGAAGUGGUUUUGAGUCUUUGUACCUGGUUAAUUUGGCAUUUAGCAUUUGGCAUCUGAUAUCCGAACAUGUUUUAGAGCAAUGUGGUACCUAACCUUUCCGUUGUGUGGGAAAUAUAUAUAUAUACAUUCUCAACAGUAAUUGAUAUUUUGUAUGUAGCUUGCUUUUAUUUUAUACCUUGAGUUUUAAGUUGCGCAUCAACUUUUAAUUAAUUCAUUAUAGGUUUUUAAUAUGCUGUAUUUUACUACUUGGUUUGGUUUGUGAGCCACCCAGAAAACUGUUAUAGGGCAGCCUUAUAAAUGUAAUAAUAGUGAUGGUUGUCGUGGUGUUAAUUCAUUGAUAACUGAUUAGUGAUUUUGUCUGUAGUUUUUAUUUGUUGUUGAGAUUUAAAUUAUUAUUGUUUAUUAUUACUAUUCUUAUGCCAGAAGGGUUGCAUUGCUGUUAUCAAUUCAUAAUUAGGCUUUUUAAACUGCCAUACAUGUUUCUUUGCUUCAAAUGGUUGACAUGUGAACCCUGAGGUCCUUGGAAAUUGUUUUAGCUACAUUUUCCUACCCAAAAUUACAUAGUCUGGGAGAUUGUUAAGAAAAUGACUAUGAUCAGAAAAAUAGGGCGGGCAAAAAAAACAGCGGAAGAGAGGUGUGUUUGUGUGUCCGUGUGUCCUGUCAAUAGGCAUUACGGUAGCAAUUCCAGCACAAUAUGAUGACCGUAAGCUGAUGUACUCUUAAGACUGUACCAGAUCCCACACUUAAUCUGUACAGGCAGAACCAUUAGUUUCAGUGUUUUUUAACAAAAGUUAGAAUGAUGUACAGAGGCUUUUCAUUAGUAGGCCAUCUGGUUCUAAAAUAUGCAAAACCAGGGCAGACUCUCACCAAAUAUAAUCAGGGCUCCUUCACAUAUUACUGAAACAAUGUGAACAUUUAUUGUGUUCAUUACAUUUUCAGUUGUGGAGGCUGUACUUAUUAAAAUCAUAUGUGUUUGAAAAUAUGUUGCAAGGGGCCAGGACCUGCUGCGCUUGUGCACUGAAAUAAAUGCAAGCGACAGCUUCAUAUGCUGUGGGAUUUACUGCCAAACACAGUGGUCUUCUAGUUUGUAACAAGUAUCCCUGAAUUAUAGGACGUUGAAAUUGGAAAGAAGAAAUCUCACUUUGCAAAUUAAGAUGAGCAUAUAUGCAGCCAAAGCAACACAGGAGAAUACAAGAUCAGAAACUUUAUGAUUAAAGACAUCUACUGUAAUGCAAUGCAAGAAAGUUACCAUGUUUAUUUUUCUGUAAAGAUAAUGGAGGACAAAGAGUGGAAAGAGCUGGCUAACAUCAUGCUGUCUAGCCAUCUGCCACCGGAUGAGAUUUGACAGCAAUAAACAUACACAAUCCCUGCCCAGAGACCCUACCCAAGAUCUUAUGGUGCCUUUCACAAAUGAGUUUAGUGUAGGGGGAUGGGAGCAUGUAAUGAAACUCAUGUUGACCUCCAACGUUUAAAAUUUCCCUCUUGCUUGCUUGUCUACAAUCUUGAAUCAAGAAAAUAGUCGUCGACUGUCCACAAAGUCGAAAGCAAUCAAACUUAAUCACAUUUCAGUUUUUGAAGUGAGAUUUCAGUCUCCCGACUCCUCUCAAAUCCCAAUUCCAAGGUCCCCCAUUUCUAUUGUUCUGUUCAAAUGUUUUCCUGUGCACCAAAUAUUUAUUGUGCUUUCAUUAAAAACAAGGGUUUAGAAUACAGAAUUUCUUUUCCGUUCCAUUAAGUUAAGUGUGCAUUGGGAACUGAUUUGAAUGCUUCUCACCAAACUGUUUCCUAUGACGUUCAGCACAGUGUCAUGUAGUAUAAUUCAUGUGUGUUAGUUAAACCAACCCAAGUGGCUUUGCAUCUUUCAAAGCCACUUUCCUUCGUAGCUCUGUGAACCAAGACUGUAUAUAACUAGUUAGAAAUAUUAGUAUAGUAUGCAUGCUAUUUGCGACUACAUGGAUUCUGAAAAUAAAUAGGAUUGCAAAGUUGAAAAUUAUGUGCAGGUAAAUCUGAAGAACUAUCUGAAGAAGUGUGCAUGCACACGAAAGCUCAUACCAAUAACAAACUAAGUUGGUCUCUAAGGUGCUACUGGAAGGAUCCCUGACCAUUACUAGUCCAAGUGGACUAGAUGGGUGAGUUUAGGUUACAUAGAAAUCAUAGCAAAGAACGGGAAAUUGCAUCCCCAAAUGACUGCUAUAUAAUAGUUGAUUAGUGAGAUGAUAACUGUGGAAAUAGAUUUUUACUGCUUUGAAAGGAACCUGUAAACUGUGAGUCCCUGUGUACAUGUGAGUCAGGCUCCUUCAUGGAGUCAAAAUGGAUGUAAGAAGAUGCAUGGAAAUGUAUCAGGCAGAAGUGGGAAAUGGAGGUGUUGACGGUUCCUACCCUCUCCAGGGCCUGUGACACAGAGAGAUAUUUAGAAUCAGAGAAAUUAACAUUCCUUGGUUAGCAGAACAAGCAGCAGUUCCAUCAUCACUUACUUGUUAAGACUUUCUUGUCUGUUGAUGUGAAGAGAUCCGAAGUUGCUUCUUUGAAAAACAUUGGCCGGGGAUUAAGAAAAUUGAGCAUUGCUUGGUCCUGAAAGCUCUAUAUUGGAGCAACAUCUUACUUAGUAUGGCAAUUCCGUAUAUAGGGGGACUCCACCCCAUGCAACUAUACUACAGCUGGGGCAUUACAGUGGUACCUCAGGUUAAGUACUUAAUUGGUUCCGGAAGUCCGUACUUAACCUGAAGCGAACUUUCCCAUUGAAAGUAAUGGAAAGUGGAUUAAUCCGUUCCAGACGAUGAAAAACACCCCCUAAAACAGCAAUUUUACACGAAUUUUACUGUCUAACGAGACCAUUGAUCCAUAAAAUGAAGGCAAUAAUCAAUGUACUGUACUAUAAAAUAAAUAAAAAACAGUAUUGUAGAUGAAAAAUAAUAAUAUUUACAGUGGUACCUUGGGUUAAGUACUUAAUUGGUUCCAGGGUACCCCAUUCACACCCCGAAAAGUAUUUAACCCGAGCAGCGAUAGUGUGCGAAGCACCGAUAGAGCGCUUCUGCGCAUGCGUAAAGUGUGCAGAUCGCUUCUGUGGAUGCACGUGCAGUGGAACCCGGAAGUAAACACUUCCUGGUCCGCAGAGUACUUAACCUGAAAGUACUCAACCUGAAGCGUACUUAACCCGAGGUAUGAGUGUAUGUGACUACUGGGAAGUCACAGCUGUGGUGAAAAGGAGGCUUGCCUAUAAAAUAGAAGCUAGAAGUUUGCUGUUAAAAUGAGGUGGGCGUCUUUGCCAUGAAACAUAUGGUGGUGCACAUUUUUUAUGUCCCCAAAUACCCAAAAGAUUGUACCUUGGUCAGAACAAACUUUGCCCAUGCCAGAGAGCAUGUCUCUGCACAUAUCAAGCAGCUCACUCCAGAGGGAGUGGAGCAGCAGUGCUUUCCAGUAUUCCCAGAUGCUUGCAUUUAAAGCGAUGGGCCGUGUUUCAAAACCAGGUUUUAGUCACAAAUAUUCCUCUGGACAGUGGAUCAUUGCCCUAUAUUAUCUGCACAGUACUCCUGGAGAAGAACCAUCACCAUAAAUACAUAAUGUCUGUUUCAUUUCUACUGUGAAGUCUCACACACGGGAGGUGCCCAGCUUCUCAUCCAUACAUGAUGCCACUAGGAGCAAAUCCAGGUGCUCCUAAUGCAAGCACAUAAGAUAGAGGACACCACUUUUUCAACAGCAGUGUGCCUCAUCUACCUCUUCACUGAAGUCUACCAUGACAACAUUCAGAUGGCAUUGUCUACCUUUAGGGGGGAGAAAAUACUUCUAUUCAUAGAUUUCUUUCAUGUUUUCCAGGAAGUCCAUGAAUCCCCUUGAUCUGACCCCUUCCCUAAUUGUUAUCUUAGUUGUCUCCACUAUGGAAGCUGUUUGUUGGGAACCUCAGGGACCAGGUUCUUGCUCAUAAAACUCUUUUUAGCCUUUCUCCUCCUAACCUUUGACUCCAGAGGCUUAAAAAUUUCCUUUGUGAUGUCAUGGUUUAUUCUGUUUUGUGCACUGGCUGCAAAACUCCUGAAAUUCAGGAAAGGAUAUAUGGAGAGACUCUUAGUAUACUCCAUUUGGAGAACAAAGGCCAUAAUGGGAGUGAGCUUUGAAGUGCUCUCCUGCAUCGGUUAUUGAAUGCCAUUCAUUUAAAGGAAAUUCAGGCAGGCAGUCAAUGGGUCUUUAUCCAGCAAAUGACAGUAUAUCACUUAAUUGUGCAGCCACUGGUGUUUGUUGCAUUCUAUUUUUUAAAAAAAAUAUGGAAAAUAUGCAGUUUGCUGGUUUAGCUUAUAACCCUGACCAUUGCAAACAAAGGGUGUUCAUUAUUGAAUUUAAAUGCUUGUGACAUUCAUUAAUGAACUCAAAAGCUUGUAAUGACAUAGGAUUUAUUGUUCAUAUAAUUAUCUUGGGAAAUCCAGUCACUGACAGCUGGCGAAUGGGCUCCCAGCUCUUCAACAUUUGCACUGGCGCUUUAAGACCUCCCCCACACCAUUGCUGGAGCUGGGGAGGGGGAGAAUGGGUGGUCCAUUGCAAACAGCCAGGCGCUUCCUUGAUUCCAGGAGCCCUAUAUCUGCUUUGAUGGACAACAAAGCUCCUCCCCUCUUGAUUCCGAUACGGACUAGGCACCGCCGCUGUUUUCUGUGGAAGAAAAACUGAGAAAAGAUGCAGAUGGUGCACCGCUUUCUCAUCCCUUGCGCGAUCUAACCCGGGAUUCUGUGUUGCUUCCUUGGCUGUGCUGGAAUCAGAGAGGACAGAGGUCCAGCAAAGGAAGAGGAAAUUUGGGGGACAUUAUGCUGUCUCUGGAAGAAAGACUACUCCUGCCAUGGCAAGUAAGAGCUUUGCUUUUGGUUUCUGUCUCUCUCCAGAGUGCUGGAGAGAUGACACAGCUCCAUUAUUCAAUUCCCGAGGAGUUAGCUCCUGGGGCCUUUGUUGGGGAUGUGGCUAAAGACUUGGGUCUGGAUGCUGCCCGGGUGGUCUCCCGACAGCUGCAGAUCAUGGCUGGCUCUGCCGAAAAGUACUUCGAAGCCAAGGUGCCAAAUGGUGUCUUGGUAGUGAAAGAACGGCUGGACCGAGAGCAGCUUUGUGGGCCCAGCUUACACUGCCUGCUCUAUCUGGAGCUCCUACUUGCAAACCCAACAGCCUCCCAUCGUGUGGAAGUUGAGCUCCUGGAUGUAAAUGACAACGACCCAGUUUUUCUUACCAGUCUCACCCAUUUGGAGAUAGCAGAGUCUGCAAUGCCAGGGGCCCGCUUCCCCCUGGAAAGUGCAGAAGAUUUGGACAUUGGCAUGAAUUCAGUCAGCACCUACCAGCUGAGUCCACGUGGACAAUUCAGCCUCAGUGUUAAGUCACAUAAAGGUGGCAGCAAGCCUGAGCUGGUGUUAGAGAAGGCGCUGGAUAGAGAACAACAGCAGCGCUACCCCCUGGUGCUUACAGCCCUGGAUGGAGGAGUUCCUGCUAAAUCCGGGACAGCAAAGAUUCUCGUGUCAGUCAUAGAUGCCAAUGACAAUCCACCUGUCUUUAACCAGUCGGUGUACAAAGUUAGCCUACUAGAAAAUGCCCCCGUGGGGACCCUUGUGAUACAUUUACAAGCUACAGACAAUGAUGAGGCGGCAAAUGGGAAAGUUUCCUACUCCUUCAGCAACCACACUCCACAGAAAAUCCGGAAAAUGUUCAGCCUUAAUGAGGAGACUGGGGAGAUACGAGUCCUGGGAAGUGUGGAUUAUGAAUAUGACACAUUGUAUGAAAUUGAUGUGAGGGCCAAAGACCAAGGGUCACCUUCCAUGGAUGCACACUGCAACAUCUUAGUGGAGGUAGUGGAUGUGAAUGACAAUGAGCCUAUCAUUAGGUUCACUUCCCUCACCACCACCAUACCAGAAGAUGCUCCCCCAGGUACCACAGCAGGGCUCCUCAGAGUCAGUGAUGCAGAUUCUGGGGGAAAUGGAGAGGUACAGCUUCAUCUCCCUGCAGAUGUCCCCUUCCAGAUUGUACCUUCCUUUAAGAACCACUACUCUUUGAUCACCAGUGGCCCCCUAGAUCGGGAGGAAAUCUCACAGUACAAAGUUAUGAUCACAGCUACAGAUUCUGGUUCUCCACCUCUCUCCAGUCAAAGAAACUUCCUUGUAAAUAUAUCUGACCUGAAUGAUAACCCACCCCACUUCUCACAGCCUGCAUAUGAGACCCUCGUAACUGAGAACAAUGCUCUGGGGCUGCCAAUCAUUUCUAUAUCUGCCUUUGACCCUGAUCUGGGCCAGAACUCACACCUGUCUUAUUCGUUAGUGGAGCAUAUCAUAAAUGGAAUGCCCAUUUCCUCCUAUGUCUAUGUUAUGGAGAACGGCACUAUCUACAGUGGCUGCUCAUUUGACUAUGAGCAAACCCAGCAACUGGCUUUCCAGAUUCAAGCUAAGGAUAAUGGUUCUCCUCCACUCUGUGCCAAUGUGACUGUCUCUAUUUACAUCAUAGACCAGAAUGAUAAUGCUCCUCUCGUUGUAUACCCUGUAACCAAGAAGGGGGUCCUAGCCCAGCAGCCAGUCCCUUUUUCUGCAAAAGGAGGUUACCUGGUAACCAAAGUUACAGCUGUAGAUGCAGACUCUGGGCAUAAUGCAUGGGUUUCUUAUAAGUUGCAGCAAGCCACAGACCCAAGCCUUUUCCAAGUCUCGUCAUUCACAGGGGAGAUCCGAACAGUCCGAGCCCUCCUGGAACAAGAUGCCCCUUCCCAAGAGUUGGUUGUUGAGAUCUUGGACAAUGGGAAGCCACCUCUGUCUGCCACAGCCACUCUGAUUCUUAAUCUAGAGCAUGAGCAUGAGUUGGGCACAGCAGACCUCAGAGAGUCCACCAUGGAACAAGAAGGGCUCUCUCAACUGACCUUGCAACUCAUUAUUGCUCUGAUCACAAUCUCAGGACUUUCUGCUCUGGCCUUUGUGUUUUUAGCUAUGAAGUGUCUUAAAAGAUUGAAAGGAAGACACUCAGAUGUGGGUUGGACCAGCGACCUGAAGGGUAGGAACUCUAUUCCUGUGGGAGGACACUUUGACACAUUCUCAGUACGCUUGAGCCAGGAGGAAAAAAUGGAAUUCCCUACAGCCUUCAUUGGAGGAGAUGUUGUUCCUCCUUUUACCCUCCUAAGGCCUGGUCAGACCCACUUUUCAGAAGGGAGGAAUUUCAGGAUAGCCACACCAGUCACUCAGCGGGAUAUCAACAACACAGGCACACUUCUGGCCUGCAGCCUUUCCCAAGAGCCAAACGAGGUGAGGCAUGAAAUACUGUUCUAUAACUAUGUUGUGCAGCACCCUGUGAUUCUGUAACAAU
Zootoca vivipara (common lizard) is the source of this 10399-nucleotide messenger RNA. Lineage: Eukaryota; Metazoa; Chordata; Lepidosauria; Squamata; Lacertidae. The record is from RefSeq and is a predicted model, not a curated record.